AUGGACCAGAACACAGGCCAAGGUGACCUCAACUGGCGCCUCAGUGCGCAUCCAAUCACGCUACUUGUCUUCUUGGGCAUUCGCAUUGGUGCACUCUUGAUGUACCUCUUUGGCCUCCUCUUCAUCAAUGACUUUAUCCUCGUGUUUAUCUUCACCCUUCUCCUGCUCUCCGCGGAUUUCUACUACCUGAAGAACAUUGCCGGUCGCCGCUUGGUGGGACUACGCUGGUGGAAUGAGGUUGACACCAACUCUGGGGACUCAAAAUGGGUCUUUGAAUCAUCUGACCCCAACGUCCGCACCGUGACAGCUACGGACAAGCGAUUCUUCUGGCUGAGUUUGUAUAUCACACCAGCCCUCUGGGUGGGCCUGGCUAUCCUGGCUAUUGUGAGAUUCGUGAGUCCGAUUUGGCUCAGUCUGAUUGUCAUUGCCCUCAUUCUGACUAUCACAAAUACCGUGGCUUUCUCCCGCUGUGACAAAUUCGGACAGGCCUCCACAUAUGCCAGCUCGGCUUUGGGUGGUGGUAUUGUCAACAACCUUGCUGGAGGUCUGCUGGGCAGAGUCUUCCGCUAA
Messenger RNA from Penicillium salamii, 570 nucleotides. Lineage: Eukaryota; Fungi; Ascomycota; Eurotiomycetes; Eurotiales; Aspergillaceae. The record is from the annotation of a GenBank genome assembly.